Molecule: messenger RNA, 1180 nt
Organism: Choloepus didactylus (southern two-toed sloth)
Lineage: Eukaryota; Metazoa; Chordata; Mammalia; Pilosa; Megalonychidae
Exons: 2
Coding region: 68-952 (294 amino acids)
Biological process (GO): DNA replication
Molecular function (GO): RNA binding; DNA endonuclease activity, producing 5'-phosphomonoesters; RNA helicase activity
Source: RefSeq, a predicted model, not a curated record
CCCGAGACCUCGGCACCAGCACCCCGGCACCACCUUCAGAGCUUGUAUCUAAAGGUCGCAUUACGAGAUGGCAGAGAGGCCAAAGCGUGAGCAACCUUGUGGGAGAUGGUGUUUUACGCUGAAUAACCCCACCGAAGAAGAGAAAGCGAAGAUAAAAAGCAUCGAUGAACACUGCAAGUAUUUGGUCGUGGGAUUAGAGCAUGGCUCAGAGAAUCACACAGAGCACUUGCAAGGGUUUGUGAAUCUGCGUAAAAAACUGAGACUUUCUGGCGUAGAACAAUUGAUUUCUGAGAGAGCACACUUUGAGAGAGCGAAAGGGGAUGAUGCUUCUAAUAAGCGGUAUUGCAGUAAAGAAUGUUUGUUUCACGAAUUUGGCGAGCCUCAAUUUUCAGGUAAAAGAAAUGACUUACAUGAUGCUGUACAGCGGCUGCGCGAGACCAAGAGCUUGACGACCGUUGCCAAGGAGUUCCCGACGCAGUAUGUCCGUUACCACCGCGGUUUCAAAGAGUUAUUGUUAGUUCUUCCGGAGUGUCAGCUGAACCGUGAUUGGAAGACCGAAGUCAUGUGCUGGUGGGGCCCCCCCGGAUGUGGCAAGAGCCGAACCGUGAAGGACCUUGCACCUGAGGCUUACUGGAAACCGCGGGGGAAGUGGUGGGACGGCUAUAACGGUCAAGAAGAUGUUAUUCUUGAUGAUUUUUAUGGCUGGCUCGCUUUUGAUGAUCUGUUAAGAUUAUUAGAUAGGUAUCCACUUAGAGUGGAGACUAAAGGAGGGACUGUGUCCUUCCUUGCUAAGAGAGUUUUUAUAACUUCUAACAAGAGCCCAGCAGAGUGGUAUAGCAGUGAGUUUUGUUUAGACGCAUUAUAUAGAACACUGACAAAGUUACAUUGGUUUGAUGGCAAUGCCUUUAUUGAUCCUCCAAACUUUGUAUUCAAUCAUAAAAUAAACUUUUAAUUUUGACAAAGAGCUUUUGUUGCCCAUGCAGCUUCAUUUGCGAACUCUGUAGAAGGCUGAACUUCGAGGUUGAACUCCUUAAAAGCUACAUACAUGUCAAUAUCAUAUUGUAUAGCGUAGUUAGUAGCCAUAGCCUCCCUUAGUGUAAUUGUCAUCCCAUUCCAGGGUUCGUCUAUCCCAUGUUGUGUAGCUAGCCACACUGGUCCCUUUACAAAGUAUGGAGAUAAU